Molecule: messenger RNA, 492 nt
Organism: Penicillium antarcticum
Lineage: Eukaryota; Fungi; Ascomycota; Eurotiomycetes; Eurotiales; Aspergillaceae
Product: non-canonical purine NTP pyrophosphatase
Exons: 6
Coding region: 1-492 (163 amino acids)
Biological process (GO): nucleoside triphosphate catabolic process
Cellular component (GO): cytoplasm
Molecular function (GO): nucleoside triphosphate diphosphatase activity
Source: RefSeq, a predicted model, not a curated record
AUGACUCUCACCAAGCUCAACUUUAUCACUGGAAACAAAAACAAAUUGUCCGAAGUGCGGGCUAUCCUUGGUAAUGUUAUCGAGGUAGACAACCAGGAAGUUGAUGUCCCUGAGAUCCAGGGAACCAUUGAGGAAAUCGCCAAGGAAAAGGCCAAACGCGCCGCUGAGGCAAUCAAUGGACCUGCCUUGACCGAGGACACUGCUCUUGAGUUCCAUGCACUCAAGGGCCUCCCCGGGCCAUAUAUCAAAUCAUUCAUGGAGGCUUUGGGCCUCGAAGGCCUGAACAAGAUGCUUGACGGAUUUGAGGACAGAACAGCCGAAGCUGGUGCCAUUGUGCGGCCUAGAGGCCCAACCAAUUUUGGCUGGGAUCCUAUCUUCGAGUAUGAUGGAAAGACAUACGCCGAGAUGGAGAAGGAGGCCAAGAACAAGAUCUCCCACCGAUACAAGGCGCUAGUGAAGUUGCAGCAGUGGCUAGCUGAAGGUCAGCAGUAA